Molecule: messenger RNA, 936 nt
Organism: Rhodotorula graminis WP1
Lineage: Eukaryota; Fungi; Basidiomycota; Microbotryomycetes; Sporidiobolales; Sporidiobolaceae
Exons: 2
Biological process (GO): RNA processing
Molecular function (GO): ribonuclease III activity
Source: RefSeq, a predicted model, not a curated record
AUGUCGAGGCUGUCGAGCUCGCUCCAGGGCGCACUGCGCUCGUCCAACCCGGCCACGCACCCUCAGUCGGCCAAGACCCGCCCCUUUUCGACCGCCGCACCCCGACCCGCACCCGCCUCGUCUCGCCCGCCCAUCCCCCUCGAGGUCGUGCGCGCACGCCCGACCUCGUCCACCCUGCGCGACCCAGACGGCGCCGACACCGAGUCGCCCAUCGACCUCGAACAGCCCACCACGCCCACCGACGCCGACGCGUUCGUGCCCCCGCCCUUGACCCAGCAGCAGCUGUCGCUCCUGUACGCCUACACGUCCCCCCCGCCCGUCUCGGCCCUCGCCGCCUUUGCCGCCCGCAUCGCCACCCCGUCCCCCCCUUCCUCCUCCUCCUCCUCCUCACCCGUCCCCUCCCUCGCCGACAACCUCGCCCUCGUCGAGCAGGCCCUCAUCCACGAGUCGUUCUGGGAGGGCAUCCGCACCCUCGAGGACCAGCUCGCCCUCUCGGCCACCGCCGCCAACAACUCGACCGGCCGCCGCUUCACGGCCUUUCACGACGCGCCCCUCGCCGACGCACCCUCGGCCCACUCGCCCCACCACGCCCACAACGGCGCCCUCGCCGCCCUCGGCAACUCGCUCCUCGGCACCCUCGCCACCGAGCUCGUCCUCCAGUCGUUCCCAAACUUGCCGACCCGCGCCACGAAAGCCGCCGUCACCCUGUACGUCGGCCCAAAGUCGCUCGCGAGCGUCGCCCAGCACGCGUGGGGCGUCGCCCCGUCCCGCCUCGACUUGGCCCUCGUCGGCCGCGAGGACGAGGGCAAGGUGUCGAGGAAGGACAGGGCCUACGGCCACCUCGUCGGCGGCAAGGGCGGCCCGAGGAAGGUCGGCAACGAGGUCGGCGCGCGCGAGGGUGCGGCGGGGCAGGGCCUCAUCCGGUGGAACCGCAAG